AAAAAAAAAAAAAAAAAAGGGAGCUGGAGAGAGAGAGCAAGAGAGAGAGAGAGGGAGAGAGAGGUAGAGCGAGGGUGAGCGAGUAAGAGGCACACAGACGGGAGGGAAAGAGAGAGAGAGAGGAGCGGAGUUAAUGGAGAGGGCUACAACUGCGCACAAACAGAGAUUUGAUCAGUGAGUUUAACUUGCUGGUGCUGGUCAGUGUGCUCUGAAGCCAUCCGCCGCAAACGAGCCCCGCGCCUCCACCAACCUCCACGAACCUCCACUACUUGUUGAGCUGGGCUGAAACACUCACAUUUUUUUCUGAGAGGAAGAAGUUCAGGAACUCUGCGUGGGACUGGAUUCCAUUUUGGACGUAUUUAUAUGUCAACACCUUUGUUGCAUUUGUAAUGUGGGGUGAUCGGAAGCAAGCGCGGAACCUGUGGAUUUAACUAAAAACGGAUUUGGGACAGAUUAUUUCUUAUCUUGUGACUUGUACCGGUUUGCUUCGGCGUGCAUGAACAUUUGCUAAAGAAAAAGGCAAAGCAAUGGAAGUAAGUGCGGAUCAGCCACGAUGGAUGAGCCAUCAUCCCGCGGUGUUGAACGAGCAGCAUCCCGGCUCACAUCACCCGGGCCUCGGCCACUCAUACAUGGACCCUUCGCAGUAUCCCCUCGCUGACGAUGUGGAUGUACUCUUUAAUAUCGAUGGACAGGGGAACCACGUCUCUCCAUACUAUGGAAACUCUGUCCGAGCCGUCCAGAGGUACCCUCCUCCUCCACACAGUAGCCAGGUGUGCCGUCCCUCAUUACUGCACGGCUCUCUGCCCUGGCUGGAGGGGAGCAAAGGCAUCGCCCCGCACCACAGCACUUCUCCCUGGAACCUGAGCCCCUUCCCCAAGAACCCCUUGCACCACGGCUCCCCGGCCAGCCUGUCCGUCUACCCCCCGGCCUCCUCCUCCUCCCUGUCCACCGGCCACUCCAGUCCGCACCUCUUCACGUUUCCCCCGACCCCACCGAAAGACGUAUCCCCGGACCCCGGCAUAUCCACCCCGGGCUCCAGCAGCUCCGGGCGGCAGGAGGAUAAAGAGUGCAUAAAGUACCAGGUGACCCUGGCCGAGAGUAUGAAACUGGAGUCAGCUCACAGCCGGAGCGUGGCAUCAAUCGGAGCAGGGUCAUCCUCUGCCCACCACCCCAUCGCCACAUACCCACCCUAUGUCCCUGAAUACGGCCCAGGCCUCUUCCCACCAAGUAGCCUGAUAGGUGGGUCACCUUCUAGUUAUGGUUCCAAAACAAGACCAAAAACAAGGUCCUGUUCAGAGGGUAGAGAGUGUGUGAACUGCGGGGCCACGUCGACUCCGCUGUGGAGGCGGGACGGUACGGGACACUAUCUGUGUAACGCCUGCGGACUCUAUCACAAGAUGAACGGGCAGAAUCGCCCUCUCAUCAAGCCCAAGCGGCGGCUGUCCGCAGCCAGGCGGGCAGGGACGUCGUGCGCAAACUGUCAAACGACAACGACGACGCUGUGGCGGAGAAACGCCAACGGGGACCCGGUGUGUAACGCCUGCGGCCUCUACUUUAAACUGCACAAUAUUAACCGACCUCUGACCAUGAAGAAGGAAGGCAUCCAGACCAGGAACAGGAAGAUGUCCAGCAAGUCCAAGAAGAGCAAAAAGUCCCAAGACAGCAUGGACGACUUCUCCAAGAGCCUGAUGGACAAGAGCAGCUCCUUCAGCCCGGCCGCCCUGUCCCGCCACAUGUCGUCCUUCCCUCCCUUCUCGCACUCCAGCCACAUGCUGACCACCCCCACACCCAUGCACCCCUCCUCGAGCCUCCCGUUCGCCCCCCACCACCCUUCCAGUAUGGUCACAGCCAUGGGUUAGACGUCCCCGCGCUGCACCGCCCCUGAACCCUCGGCCUCGCCACCACCACCACGUCCCUCGGUACCUCUGCUGACCUGCUUCCACAUCCUAAAAGACAAACUGCCCCGCGGCCCGACCUAAGCUCUCCUGUCCCACCGCCAAGCUGCGGCGCCAGAACGACGGGCUUUAGGCUCCUUUGUCCUCAGUUGUAUCUUAUUUUUAUAAAAAUCAAAGAGUACCUCUGCGAUGUGAAUGCUUUGCAGACUCGACUUGACUGUGGCACACUGACCUCCAGGGGGAAGAUUUCUUUUUUUUCCUCCAACAAGGGAGAGAAAGAGCAUUUCCUCCCCAAGCCGCCGCCGCCACCACAUUGAGGCUGUCCUCCCAGCUGAUCCACAUGAUAAGGAGCUCCAUUUGUGUACAAAAAGCCAUUUUUCCACACACAAACAUCACAAAAACAGACAUGAAAAAAACUUUUACAACGCUCUCUCCCUAAAUCUCCAAACCCGCCUCUCUUCACCUUGCACCUGUGUGACAGGACCCCCCCGCUCCCCUCCUUCUUCUUUUUCUUCUUGCUGAAGACGAGGAGAGACAGACGUUGAAUAUAUUUGUACAAAUUGUAUGAAAUACAGUACAUUUAAUGAAGACUUUUUAAUUAAGUAAGAAAAAAAAAAGGAAACAUGCCCCUGGGCAGCUAACGACGAGAAGGGUACGAGUCGCGGCAGGUGGAGAGACUUGCCGCCAGAGGAAUGAGGAGAGGACGCCUCGGAGGAAAGAAAAAAGGGAGGAGGAGGAGGAGGUGAGAAGAUGAGAGGGAGAGACUUUUGAGAAAGGGCAGGCCUCGGUUUUCGCCUGCGUGAAUUGUGUUGCAUUAAGUUUGCAGAGAGUCAGCGGCUCCGGCUGCAGGCAUCUCUCUUCUUCUUCUUUUUUUUUUUUUGUUGGAUGUGCUAUAGGUCUCGGGCAAUUGGUUUGUGUUGACGCACGCACCUACACACACGCACGCACACACAUACAUGCACGCACACACACACACACACAUGCACAGACACACACUUGAUCACCUGAAAGACUUUCUUCCUGCCCACAGAUUAUAUGCAUUGUGAAAAAAAAGUUCCUGUAUUUGUUAUUUGUAUGUAUAAAUCAGAGUACCAAAAAUACGAAAUAAACAAAGAUGUAGAAUUAUUUCUUUAUGUUAUGCAGACUGAAUGGUUGUAAAAAUUUAAUAAUAAUCACUAGUGUAAAAUAUGACUGCUUUUUUGUUUCGUAAUUUUUUUUCCUCUUUGAAAAUAAUAAACUAGUUUAAUCUCUGUUGACAUGUUA
Molecule: messenger RNA, 3158 nt
Organism: Chelmon rostratus (copperband butterflyfish)
Lineage: Eukaryota; Metazoa; Chordata; Actinopteri; Chaetodontiformes; Chaetodontidae
Gene: gata3
Product: GATA binding protein 3
Exons: 6
Coding region: 528-1859 (443 amino acids)
Biological process (GO): embryonic organ development; positive regulation of transcription by RNA polymerase II; regulation of epithelial cell differentiation
Cellular component (GO): nucleus
Molecular function (GO): zinc ion binding; RNA polymerase II cis-regulatory region sequence-specific DNA binding; DNA-binding transcription factor activity, RNA polymerase II-specific
Source: RefSeq, a predicted model, not a curated record